AUUCUCUUAAACCCUUAGUACGAACCUGUGGCUGCGGCGGAGACGGAUGCUUUGUUCCUCUGAAUCUGUAAGAUUGAGGCAACCAUGGAAACGGAAUCGGAGAGAAGCGAUGACGCGACCGUAUCUGCCGUCAAAGACAUGAGAACCCGACUCGAGACCCGGAUUCGGACCCAACAUGACGCCCACUUGGAUCUCCUCUCGUCGCUCCGAUCUAUCGUUCCGGACUUGGUACCGUCGCUCGAUCUCUCCCUCCGACUCAUCUCCUCCUUAACGAACCGGCCCUUCGUCCCCACGCCUUCUCUGCCGGACCCGAAGGAUGAGAAGCACCACCCUUCUUUGCCCAAAUCCGGAGUCCGACAAUCUCAUGACCCGAAAUCCGUCCUCGACGAUUCGGGUCGGAGAGCUCCGGGUUCCAUCGCCGAAGCCGACGGGUCGAAUGGAAGCCCCACGGCGCUGGUGAGAGCGAUGGUUGCGGAGUGUUUGCUGCAGCGAGUACCCUUCUCGCCGACGGAUUCGUCGACGGUGCUAAGGAAGCUGGAGAAUGAUCCGAACGCGACCGCGGCGGAGAAGGCGGCGCUGCGGGACCUGGGAGGUGAGACCGGGCCAAUUCUCGCCGUCGAGAUGGCGCUCCGGUCGAUGGCGGAGGAAAACGGCUCGGUUGAGUUAGAGGAGUUCGAGGUGAGUGGGAAGUCCCGGAUCAUGGUCUUGGCCAUUGAUCGAACCAGGCUGCUCAAAGAGCUACCAGAGAGCUCGCAGGGCAACAACGAAUCGAGCCGGGUUCUCGAAACUCCGAACCGGGAUGAUAAUCCGACAGUCGGAGGCGGGUUUGGGAUUGCCGGGUCGGGUCAUUUCCCGAGACCCGAUAUGUGGGGACCCGGACCCGGUGACCCAAAUAUGGGUUUCAGGCCGAUGAUGGGAGGACCAAGAGGGAUGGGGAUGAUGGGGAUGCAUCAUCCAAUGGGGAUGAUGGGCCUGGCCGCCGGGAGACCACCGCAAUUUCCGCCGCCGGCGACUGGUCAGAAGCUGAGGAGUGAAGAGGAGGAUAUGAAGGACGUUGAGGCUCUUCUAAGCAAGAAAUCUUUCAAGGAGAAGCAACAAUCGAGGACCGGCGAAGAGUUGCUGGAUCUCAUCCACCGCCCCACUGCCAAGGAAGCCGCGGCCGCAGCUAAGUUUAAAAGCAAAGGAGGAUCACAAGUUAAGUAUUAUUGUAGAUAUUUAACAAAAGAGGAUUGCCGUCUUCAGUCCACUUCCCUCAUAGCCUGCAAUAAGCGGCAUUUCCGUCGAUUAAUUGCUCCACAUACCGAUAUCAGUUUAGGCGAUUGUUCCUUUCUUGAUACAUGCCGUCACAUGAAGACCUGCAAAUAUGUGCAUUACGAGCUCGACCAAUCAGCUGACACCGGGAUGGUGGGCCUGGACAAGCCAUUGAAGCCACAACGGGCAGAUUACUGCUCAGAAGUGGAACUGGGAGAGGCGCAAUGGAUAAACUGUGACAUCCGGUCGUUUAGAAUGGACAUUUUGGGGACAUUCGGUGUUAUAAUGGCAGAUCCACCAUGGGACAUUCACAUGGAACUUCCCUAUGGAACAAUGGCUGAUGAUGAGAUGCGCACUCUCAACGUGCCGUCUUUGCAGACCGAUGGUUUGAUCUUUCUCUGGGUCACCGGACGUGCAAUGGAGCUUGGCCGCGAAUGUUUGGAGCUUUGGGGAUACAAGAGAGUGGAAGAGAUCAUAUGGGUGAAGACAAACCAGCUUCAACGGAUUAUAAGAACAGGGCGGACAGGUCACUGGCUCAAUCAUAGCAAAGAGCAUUGUCUGGUCGGAAUCAAAGGAAGCCCGGAAGCGAACCGAAACAUCGACACAGAUGUGAUUGUCGCUGAAGUCAGAGAGACAAGUCGGAAGCCAGACGAGAUGUAUGCUAUGUUGGAGAGGAUAAUGCCGAGAGCGAGAAAACUCGAGCUUUUUGCCCGAAUGCACAAUACUCAAGCCGGAUGGCUGUCGCUUGGGAACCAGCUCAAUGGUGUACGGCUCCUGAACGAGGGUCUCCGAGCACGGUUCAAGGCCGCGUACCCGGACGUGGAGGUGCAGCCGCCGUCGCCGCCUAGGGCUUCGGCCAUGGAGAUAGACAACAGUGGUAUCGAAACGAGAAGCCCCUUUGCUGGGCCAGAUCCGAUGGCUGUGGACGCUAACGCAGCUGCUUGACCCUUGACGACUGGAGUUUACUGCGGCGACGCUAGUCAUCUUGCCGGAAGAUGGAAACGGAAAGCAAGUUAUGGUUUUUUAUGUUAUGUAUCGUUUAUGAAAAUUGAGAUCCGAAAAUUUUAAAAUCUUGUUUUGUAUCUAAAUAUUUUGUGUUGAGCCUGUCACUUCUUUUAA
Molecule: messenger RNA, 2370 nt
Organism: Tarenaya hassleriana
Lineage: Eukaryota; Viridiplantae; Streptophyta; Magnoliopsida; Brassicales; Cleomaceae
Product: N6-adenosine-methyltransferase MT-A70-like
Exons: 7
Coding region: 85-2196 (703 amino acids)
Cellular component (GO): RNA N6-methyladenosine methyltransferase complex
Source: RefSeq, a predicted model, not a curated record